Bufo gargarizans (Asiatic toad) is the source of this 3897-nucleotide messenger RNA. It is a transcript of the gene ZMYND15, whose product is annotated as zinc finger MYND-type containing 15. Bases 1925 to 3868 code for a protein of 647 amino acids. Gene Ontology annotation, molecular function: histone deacetylase binding. Gene Ontology annotation, biological process: negative regulation of DNA-templated transcription. The record is from RefSeq and is a predicted model, not a curated record. Lineage: Eukaryota; Metazoa; Chordata; Amphibia; Anura; Bufonidae. The transcript has 14 exons.
CGAAAUAGCGCCCCCCAGCCUAAAUACCCCCAUAUACUGCCUCACACACUGGCACGGCCUCCAACCUACCCCAAAUACCGACCCCCGACCUAAAUACCCCCAUAUACUGCCGCACACACAGACCCUGCCUCCAACCUACCCCCAAAUACCGAUUGCCCACCUAAAUACCCCCAUAUACUGGCUCACACACUAACCCUGCCUUCAGCCGACCCCAAGUACUGAUCCCCGACCUAAAUACCCCUAUAUACUGCCUCACCAAAUGACCCUGCCUCCAACCUACCCCCAAAUACCGACCCCUAAAUACCCCCAUAUACUGCCUCACCAAAUGACCCUGCCUACAACCUACCCCCAAAUAGCGACCCCUGUCCUAAAUACCCCUAUAUACUGCCUCAUAUACUGACCCUGCCUUUAACCUACCCCAAGUACUGACCCUCGACCUAAAUACCCCCAUAUACUGGCUCACACACUGACCCUGCCUCCGACCUUCCCCCAAAUACCGACCCCUGGCCUAAAUACCCCCAUAUACUGCCUCACCAAAUGACCCUGCCUCCAACCUACCCCAAGUACUGACCCCCGACCUAAAUACCCCCAUAUACUGCCUCACCAAAUGACCCUGCCUCCAACCUACCCCCAAAUACCGACCCCUGGCCUAAAUACCCCCAUAUACUGCCUCACCAAAUGUCCCUGCCUCCAACCUACCCCAAAUACCGACCCCCGACCUAAAUACCCCCAUAUACUGCCGCACACACAGACCCUGCCUCCAACCUACCCCCAAAUACCGAUCGCCCACCUAAAUACCCCCAUAUACUGGCUCACACACUAACCCUGCCUUCAGCUGACCCCAAGUACUGAUCCCCGACCUAAAUACCCCUAUAUACUGCCUCACCAAAUGACCCUGCCUACAACCUACCCCAAAUACCGACCCCUAAAUACCCCCAUAUACUGCCUCACCAAAUGACCCUGCCUACAACCUACCCCCAAAUAGCGACCCCUGUCCUAAAUACCCCUAUAUACUGCCUCAUACACUGACCCUGCCUUUAACCUACCCCAUUUACCAACCCCUAAAUACCCCCAUAUACUGCCUCACACACUGAACCUGCCUUCAACCUACCCCAAGUUCUAAAAAAGUACCCCUAAAUACCCUUAUAUACUGCCUCACCAAAUGACCCUGCCUCCAACCUACCCCCAAAUACCGACCUCUAAAUACCCCCAUAUACUAGCUCACACACUGACCCUGCCUCCAACCUACCCCAAAUACUGAUCCCUGACCUAAAUACCCCCAUAUACUGGCUCACACACUGACCCUGCCUCCGACCUUCCCCCAAAUACCGACCCCUGGCCUAAAUACCCCCAUAUACUGCCUCACCAAAUGACCCUGCCUCCAACCUACCCCAAGUACUGACCCCCGACCUAAAUACCCCCAUAUACUGCCUCACCAAAUGACCCUGCCUCCAACCUACCCCCAAAUACCGACCUCUAAAUACCCCCAUAUACUAGCUCACACACUGACCCUGCCUCCAACCUACCCCAAAUACUGAUCCCUGACCUAAAUACCCCCAUAUACUGGCUCACACACUGACCCUGCCUCCGACCUUCCCCCAAAUACCGACCCCUGGCCUAAAUACCCCCAUAUACUGCCUCACCAAAUGACCCUGCCUCCAACCUACCCCAAAUACUGACCCCGACCUAAAUACCCCCAUAUACUGGCUCACACACUGACCCUGCCUCCAACCUACCGUAUGGCGGUACAGGAGGCAGGGAUGAUACGGUACUAUACAGAACAUAUACCGGUGCUGUACGGCUCCUGCACCUGGUGAUGAUGUGGAGUCAGUUAAAUCCACAUGCACGCUGACCAACUGCCGAGCGAUAACGGACAGUGACACGACGAGGACAGACUGCAAGGUACAGUGAUACCGGACCAGCGAUGGAGUUUGUCUCUGGCUACCGCGACCCUGUGCUGGAGUAUUCGGAGCUCCUGUUCAGCUGGUAUCGGCGAUACAUGAAGGAUUAUGCGGGCAGACUGGACCGCCUGGCGAUCCAUCCCCAGCAGGAGACGAAGAUCAAGUCCCUGCCAUAUGACGCCACCUGCUGGUUCCUACAUGUCCUGCAUAACGACAGCAUUGCUUUCCGGCCCCGAAACACUGAGCUGCAGAUCCGAGACGUCUUCUACAUGGAUGACGCCCUGCGCUUCAGAGACCUGAAGAAGUACAUCAGCUUCAUCAACCUGCAGGAAGAGACAGAGGGCGAGACCAGCACCAGAGACGCCAAUGCAGCCAACUCUGAUGACGUUCGCCAUAUCAAGUACCUGCUGCUGGUGGCCAUAGAGACGGGCGCCGUGAUUGGCGUUGACUUUCUGAUGGACAACGAGUGCAGCGGCAAGAAGGUCCAGUACGUGUGUAAACUGAGGGCCUACCACCUGCUGUGUCAGUGCAUGGCGCUACCCAUGGACAACGGGCAGCCUCGACGCCCCCAGAGAGUGGCCAUCGGAGACCCUUCUGUGCACAGAUUCCUGGUGAAGAUCCUUUCUUCCUUGGGGGUCGGAGUGCAGAAGACACCGAUGAGAGACUGGUCAUCGAGCGCCACCUUCCUCUUCUCUGCCCAGACCGUGCAGUGCUGCCACGUGUGUAAGAGGCGGAAGUUCGAGGUCAUGUUAACUCCUUGUGACACAUGUGACGCCGUGCUGUACUGUUCAGAGGACUGUAAGAUGCAGAACUGGAAAAAGUCUCCCUGGGAUGUCAGCCAUGAGUUCUGGUGCGAGAAGAUGAAGCGCUUCAUGCAGUACGAGGAACGACUGGCCGAUCUUCCCUUUCACUUCAUCAAGGAGGUGACCAGCCGCCUAUUUGACAAGGAGCUUUUUCUGAGCAGUCGGAAUCUCAUCGGAGGAUACUGGACGGUGGAGAGCAUCCAUUACCACACCAGCCACCUGCAGGGGAAGAGUCCGGCCUGGAACCUGGAGGAAGGAAGAGGAGAACCUCUGCUGAAGCAUAUAGACGUCUUGAGGCUGCAGCCUAAAGAAAGGCUCAAGAGCACAUUGUUGUCCUGGAAGGAGUAUUAUAACUGGAGAGGCCUGAGCUUAGACAACCCUCUAGCCGCCCUUCUGACCUACCCGCUCACCAUCUACUACAUCAUCUCCACACUCGUUCCCCAGCACUUUCCAGAGCUGAACAUUCUGAAGAAACAAUCAAUGAAAAUCCACAUCAUGGCAGGCGGGCAAGAAUACCACAACAUCCUGCUCUUCUGGGAGCUGGUACUGCUGAUGCCCCACGUGGUCCUGGAAUUGGUGUUUGUCGGCAGCGACCUCCCUGUGGAGGAAGAUGACAGAAGCUUCAUCAUACUGAAGAAGGGAUCGGAAGUGCACUGCUCUGACCUGACCUAUGUGGACAAGGACAGAGGAGCACGGGGGAUACACGUCAAGGUCCAUGCCCGGCCGUACCACACCCUACAAGUGGCAAAGCCCGACCUCGUCAUCGGGUUCAACUCCGGAUUUGGAUUAGACGAUACCUGGCUGAGUACCUUACCCCGAUUGCAGGCUAUGAAGGUUCCGGCCUUUUUCUCGGAUUGCUCGCAGUACAGUUGUGAGGUGGACGGUCAGGUGGUCUCUGGAGCUUCAGGAGGCAGCGCCAGUCUCCCCAUCCUCAACCCCUUCCGCUCACCCCUGAGAAUUGUGGCCACAGAUAACAACAUGCCAUGGUAUAAGAACGCUUUCCUCUUCUAUUUGAUCUACAAAUCUAACCACAUCAGCACCAAGCGUAAUAACCAUGUGCCAUACAGCGCCCUCCAGGCUCCAUCGCCAGACACCGCGGCGGAGGCGUCUCCACAGAAGAAGAAGAAUAAGUCCGGACGGAACCAGUGCAAGAAGCGCAAGUGACAGGCGCCAUAAUAAAGAAGUGUAUGAUU